CACUAACAGGACUUACUGUCGUGGGACGUGGGUCACUAGAUUUUUAUUUUGGAGAUUAAGUUACUGAGUUUUACUCUGGCUAGAGUGAACGUGGAUACAACCCAAUAACCAGGUUUUAAUUGGACUAUGCAAGGGAUGUUUUCAUCAUGAUGCACUGACUAUCAGUUAACCAUGGAUUGCAUUGUAAGACGAAAACUACCAUCGCGUGUACGGUCAAUGUUAACUGACAUCAGACCACGGGAGCAAGAGCGCCUGGAAGAAGAGACAGAGACAGAACUUGUUGACAAGGAUGGAAUUGUGCUUCCAAGAAGAGGAGCUUCGGACACAAGCGACCUUUUGACCCCAGCUGUGAAGAAUGACACUGAUGGAUCCACUCAGCAAGUGUGUGGCUUGUGCUUAUCUAAGCCAUAUUGUUACACCUGCCCGCGGUGUAACAUAAUGUACUGCAGCUUGGCCUGUUAUCGAAGCCCAGCUCACUCCGGAUGUUCAGAGGAAUUCUAUAAGGAGUCUGUGCUCGAGGAGUUGAAAAAUACAGGGCUGACAGAGAAAGAGGGCAGGGAGAAGAUGCAGGAGAUUCUGCUAAGGGUAAGAAAGAACGAGGGAGAGCUGGAGCACAUUGCAGAGGAACUAGGAGAGGAGGCAGAACCCAGUGGGACUGAGGCCCUGGAGCUUCUCUCUCGGCUGGCAGAGAUUCAGACAAGCGGAGAAGAGAACACAGAGGAAAUUCAGAAGAUACUUUUAAGACUCAGAGACAUUGAUGAAGGUGGGGAUGGGCCAAGAGAGGAUGACCUCACAGAGGAGGGAGGAGAUCAAGACUUGGCAGAUAAGUUAGCUGGCCUUGAUAUUGACUCAUUGUCAGAAGAGGAACUGUGGGCUUUGUUGAGUCGCCAGGAUAGAGAGAAAUUUGAGGCAUUAGUGAAAGGAUGUGCCAUCGGAGGAUUGAUACCCAUUUGGAGGCCUUGGUGGGAGGUACAUGACAAACCAAAAGAAGUCCUUCUGGAGGUCAUGAGUGAGGAUUCGACUCACAAGCUGGAUGAGAAGACAGGGAAUGUUCCAAAAGGAAAUGGUGUGAACAAGGUCAACGUUGGAGAAGGAAAAGGAGCACAUGUGGAAAGGACUGAGUGUGUGACUGCUCAGGAAGAGGCUGAACAGACUAAAGACGCAGCUCAAGUAAAACCAGUGAGUAAAAGUAAAAAAACAAACAAGCAAAAAAAUAAGGGAGAUCACAUUGAAGUUUUAGAAGAACACAAAAAUAAGCCUAAUAGUAAUGUACCACCUGUGAAUAUCAGUAAGAUUCCAGCACUUCACUCCCUUACUAAAAACCCCUCUCCUUUACUGGGUUACACUCUCAUCAAUGUAGUAUAUGGCUACACAUUCUCCUUGUGCCUUUUCAAUGGCGAUAUCUCUGAGGAGGAGAUGCUGCAGGAGUUCUGUCAGGCUGUGUUUGCCAUCUCUGAUGGCUUAUCCACAAACAGGGUGUUCAGCUCCCUCCAUGAGUCUCUUGAAGCUGCAGUGACGGCAGUGUCCACCGCUGGUUAUUUUGACCGCGAUGACCCGCGGGCCCCAGCACGAGCAGUGGAAGCUGUGGCCCAUGUCCUGACUGGGCAGAGCGGCAGAGACUCCGUCGGCUACUCCCUGGCUGCGUUGUCAGAGCUCCGUGGAGCCAUGGCCAAAGUGAGAGGGCUCUUGCCCAAAGAGGGAAACUGCGCUGAAUCCAAGAAGAAGUAUUUCCAAGCAAUGAAAAAGUGUGAGUUCCUGCAGUCGUGGGCAAAGGAGAACUCUCAGGCAGUGGACAUGCUUGCUGCUGGUGUGUGGAGGGAGCAUUUGAGGAGAGAAGGUGAGAGAAGGGUUUUGGAAGAGGACAAGAAAGGUGUGGAGAAGAGCAGAAAGAAGGGAAGAGGUACUCUGAUAGAGGAGGUUGAUUAAACACUUAAUGAAAUAAAUGGACUUAUAUUUGUAUACGGUAUAUUAAAAUGCUACUUCCCCACAAAUGUCUUAUAAGUGGCAUUCUUUUGGUUUUAGCUCAAAUAAAAUGAUGAUUUCCAGUCAAA
Molecule: messenger RNA, 2051 nt
Organism: Sardina pilchardus (European sardine)
Lineage: Eukaryota; Metazoa; Chordata; Actinopteri; Clupeiformes; Clupeidae
Gene: znhit2
Product: zinc finger, HIT-type containing 2
Exons: 2
Coding region: 172-1926 (584 amino acids)
Source: RefSeq, a predicted model, not a curated record